AUGCUGAUAACUCGACCCGAACUCGAUCGAGCUGGAACAAAACCUGAACCAGAACUCGAUCGAGCUGAAGAAACUGAGACACUGCAAGACAAACCAGAGCUCGAUCGAGCCCAGAAGAGAGCAGACAAAGCAAACUCCAGCCAACCAGCUAAACCUGUUGCAAGAAGAAAGACACUCCAGCAGGACCACCACCAUACAAGCCCCCUCUGCCCUUUCCAGGAAGAAAUUUCUGAAGGAUGCUGUUCAGCAAAGAACCAGGGAAGCACAAGGGAUGGUAGUGUUGACUCGCGAGUGCAGUGCAAUCAUUCAGCGGAAGGUCAUCUCCGACAAAAAGGAAGAUCCGGGGAGUUUCACUUUGCCCUGCAUGUUGGACCCCUAUCUUUCAAAAACAGUCUCUGCGAUCUAGGAUCAUCUGUCAGCCUCAUGCCUUUGUCUGUAGCGAAGAGACUGGGAUAUCACAAGUACCAAGCCUGCGGAAUCUCACUAGUCUUGGCAGAUAGAUCGAUAAGGUUACCAACUGGGAUGCUUGAAGACCUGCCUUUGAGGAUAGGGAAUGUGGAGAUCCCCACAGACUUCAUUGUGCUUGAGAUGGAUGAGGAACCAACAGAUCCAUUGAUUCUAGGAAGGCCAUUCCUAGCUACAGCAAGAGCAAUGAUAGAUGUCUGUGAAGGAACAAUUGAGUUAAACUUGGGAAAGGACCUGAAGAUGAAGUUUGAUAUCAAAAGAUACAAUGAGGAAACCAACUAUAGAAGGCCAGUUUGCGAAGUCAUGGCAGUGAGCUCGAUCAAGAACUCGAUCGAGUCGAGUUUCGAACAAACGAACUCGAUCGAGCUGGGGGCUGAGAGCAAGGAGCAAGCUCAAGGAGAUUGGUCUGAGCUUAAGGCGCCUAAAGUCGACCUCAAACCUUUGCCUGAGGGCCUCAGGUAUGCAUUUCUGGGUGAAAACUCAACUUACCCUGUCAUUGUGAACUCUGAUUUGGAACCUGAACAGUUGAGUGCUUUGCUUGUUGAAUUGAGAAAGUACAGAAAGGCAAUAGGUUACACUCUAGAUGAUAUCAAGGGGAUCUCCCCUGACCUAUUGAUGGUGAAUGUUUUGCGUGUGUGUGAUAUGAAUGAAGUGAAGGAUGAUAAGAUAUGA
Molecule: messenger RNA, 1137 nt
Organism: Microthlaspi erraticum
Lineage: Eukaryota; Viridiplantae; Streptophyta; Magnoliopsida; Brassicales; Brassicaceae
Source: the annotation of a GenBank genome assembly